AUGUUUUUCAACCCAUUUAAGAAACACGACCACGACUUCCCCGGGGUGGUCGUGCCCCUCGGCAGUGCCCCAGCGCAUUCCCACCCGAAUCCGUCGUUACAUACAAAGGAUUCUGGCCCUGACGAGAAAACUGACGCCCGAAGCGAUAAAGCCCCCUCCGAGGAGAACGGAGUCGCUACCUCGCUCUCUGACAAUGCCCACUUGACCCUUGAAAGCCUGCGCGCCGAAGUCGAAACAGACAUUGUCGCUUCCGGCCAUGACUCCGCAUAUGACCGCAAAGCAAAGGUUAUCAACAGAGCCAUUCAGGAUAUCGGCAUGGGCCGUUAUCAGUGGGAGCUGUUUGCACUCUGUGGAUGUGGUUGGUUGGCAGACAAUCUCUGGUUGCAGGGUGUUGCCCUAACAUUGACUCAACUGUCAGCGGAGUUCGGUGUCUCUGAAAGCCGUGUCCGUUUCACCACCUGCGCGUUGUUCUUGGGUCUUUGCCUGGGUGCUUCGUUCUGGGGUGUUGCAUCGGAUAUCAUUGGACGUCGUCCUGCUUUCAACCUGACUCUCCUCAUUACCAGUGUGUUCGGUCUGGCCGCCGGGGGCGGUCCCAACUGGGUCGGUGUCUGUGCCCUAUUCGCCUGCCUGGGACUCGGUGUUGGCGGAAAUCUUCCAGUUGAUGGCGCUCUCUUUUUGGAGUUUCUCCCAUUCGCCUCUGGCAACCUCUUGACCAUGCUGAGUGUCUGGUGGCCCAUUGGCCAGCUUAUUUCCAGUCUGCUCGCAUGGGCAUACAUUCCAACCUACUCUUGCGCUAGCGACCUGCCUGCCUGCAACAGCGUCGCCGAUGGUGUCCAGUGCUGCACAAAGCAGGACAACAUGGGCUGGAGAUAUCUGGUUCUCACCUUGGGUGCGCUGACCUUUGCCAUGUUCUUCUGCCGCUUCUUCCUCUUCCACCUCUACGAGUCCCCCAAGUACUUGCUCUCUCGUGGUCGCCAGGCCGAGGCUGUCCAUGCUGUCCAUGGCAUCGCUCACAGGAACAAGAAGCAAACCUGGCUCACCGAGGACAUCCUCAACGAGAUCGGCGGCUACCCGGAAGAAGUCGAAAAGCAGACUCUUACUUUCAAGGAGAUCAUUGUAAGAUACCUUUCCAAGUUCUCCCUGGACCGUAUCAGGCCUCUCUUCGGCACCAAGAAGCUGGGUAUUAACACCGUGCUCCUCUGGUUCUGCUGGGCCACCAUCGGAAUGGGCUACCCCCUCUUCAACGCCUUCCUGCCCCAAUACCUCAAACAGGCCGGCGGUGGCGCCGAACAAUCCACCUACACCGUCUACCGCAACUACGCCAUCACCUCCAUUGUCGGCGUGCCAGGCUCCAUCCUCGCCUGCUUCACCGUUGACAUCAAGUACGUCGGCCGCAAGGGCACAAUGAUCAUCUCCACCCUGAUCACCGGCGUCCUCCUCUUCUGCUUCACCGCCUCCACCGACCCCAACAUCCAGCUCCUCUGCUCCUCCCUCGAAGCCUUCUUCCAAAACAUCAUGUACGGCGUCCUCUACGCCUACACCCCGGAGGUCUUCCCGGCCCCCAACCGCGGCACCGGCACCGGUAUCGCCAGCUGUCUCAACCGUAUCGCAGGCCUCUGCGCCCCCCUCGUCGCCAUCUACAGCGGCUCCUCCAACCCCAAUGCCCCCAUCUACGCCUCCGGCGCUCUCAUGCUGGCUUCCUUCGUCGCCAUGUGUCUCUUCCCCAUCGAAACGAGAGGAAAACAGACCCUCUAG
Messenger RNA from Aspergillus bombycis, 1755 nucleotides. RefSeq names its product putative sugar transporter. The record is from RefSeq and is a predicted model, not a curated record. The transcript has 7 exons. Lineage: Eukaryota; Fungi; Ascomycota; Eurotiomycetes; Eurotiales; Aspergillaceae. Bases 1 to 1755 code for a protein of 584 amino acids. Gene Ontology annotation, biological process: transmembrane transport. Gene Ontology annotation, molecular function: transmembrane transporter activity.